Molecule: messenger RNA, 3053 nt
Organism: Rhinolophus ferrumequinum (greater horseshoe bat)
Lineage: Eukaryota; Metazoa; Chordata; Mammalia; Chiroptera; Rhinolophidae
Gene: ZNF263
Product: zinc finger protein 263
Exons: 4
Coding region: 346-2148 (600 amino acids)
Biological process (GO): regulation of transcription by RNA polymerase II
Molecular function (GO): RNA polymerase II cis-regulatory region sequence-specific DNA binding; DNA-binding transcription factor activity, RNA polymerase II-specific
Source: RefSeq, a predicted model, not a curated record
GCAGUUGGCUGUGGACGCUUAACUCGCGCUCUGCAAUUUCCGGCGUGGGAGCCAAGCCGUGAGUCCUGUGUGAGUCCGCGACGAGGCGAAAAGCGUGGCGCUCAGGUCCUGCCCUAAGGCGGUCCUGUGGAGGGCUGGCCAGGGGGCCGGCGUUACGGCGCCUUGGACCUACUGAGGCUUAGGUGCCGGAGGCGGCUGCGGCCGGGCUGAAGCUGGGCAAUUUGGCCGUGACUUGAAGCCCCGGGUCCCCCGGCUCCUGACGCCAGCUAUUCCUGCCUGGGGCCGGGGGCUCCCUCUCAGGAGGGCGCAGCUCGUUUCGGGGGCAAGGCACACUCCGGGGUCCUGAUGAUGGCGUCGGGCCCGGGGUCUCAAGACCGGGAAGGGCUCCUGAUAGUGAAACUGGAGGAGGACUGCGCCUGGAACCAGGAGCUGCUCCCGCCAGACCCAGGGCCUAGCCCGGAGGCCUCCCACCUGCGCUUCAGACGGUUCCGCUUCCAGGAGGCCGCUGGGCCCCGGGAAGCCCUAACCCGGCUUCAGGAGCUUUGCCAUGGGUGGCUGCGGCCUGAGAUGCGUACCAAGGAGCAGAUCUUGGAGCUGCUGGUGCUGGAGCAAUUUCUAACCAUCCUGCCCCAGGAGAUCCAGAGCAGGGUUCAGGAGCUGCACCCGGAGAGCGGCGAGGAAGCGGUGACCCUUGUGGAAGAUAUGCAGCGGGAACUUGGGAGACUGAGGCAACAGUUGCCUGAGAGCUUAGAGGACGUGGCUAUGUACAUCUCCCAGGAGGAGUGGGGGCAUCAGGAUCCUAGUAAGAGGGCCCUCUCCAGGGACACGGUGCAGGAGAGUUAUGAGAAUGUGGACUCACUGGAGUCUCAGGUUCCCAGUCAGGAAGCCCUGAGCACCCAGGUGGAACAAGAAGGAAAACCAUGGGAUCCCAGUGUCCAGAGUUGCAAGGAGGGCCUGAGCCCCAGAAGCCCAGCUCCAGGGGAAGAGAAAUUUGAGAACCGGGAAGAAAGUGCUUGGUCCAUUUCCCCUGAGAGCAUUCAUCCGCAGGCGCUGCUGCCUGGCCAGGUCAGAGGGGAGGUGCCCUGGAGUCCUGAGCAGGGACAGCCUGGGGACAGGGCAGAAGGGCAUUGGGAGACUCCCCCAGCGGGUCGGAUGGAGCAGUCUUUAGUGGCGGCCACACGUUGCAGAGAAGUGGGACGACCAAAGGAACUACAGCCGAAGAAGCUCCAUUUAUGUCCCUUGUGUGGCAAAAAUUUCUCUAACAACUCGAACCUGAUUAGACAUCAGAGAAUACAUGCAGCAGAAAGACUGUGUAUGGGUGUGGAGUGCAGUGAAAUCUUUGGAGGGAACCCACACUUUCUAUCACUGCACAGAGCACACUUGGGAGAGGAGGCCCAUAAGUGCCUCGAAUGUGGAAAAAGCUUCAGUCAGAAUACUCACCUCACUCGCCAUCAGCGCACCCACACAGGCGAGAAGCCCUAUCAGUGUAACGUAUGUGGAAAAAGCUUCUCUUGCAACUCCAACCUCCACAGACACCAGAGAACGCACACCGGUGAAAAGCCUUACAAGUGCCCUGAGUGCGGGGAGAUCUUUGCUCACAGUUCCAACCUCCUUAGGCACCAGAGGAUUCACACAGGAGAGAGACCCUAUAAGUGUGCUGAGUGUGGGAAAAGUUUCUCGCGCAGUUCUCACCUUGUCAUACAUGAAAGAACUCACGAGAGAGAGAGGCUUUACCCCUUCUCCGAGUGUGGAGAAGCAAUGAGUGACAGCACCCCCUUUCUUACAAAUCAUGGAACCCACAAGACAGAGAAGAAACUCUUUGAAUGUUUGACUUGUGGCAAAAGCUUCCGGCAGGGCAUGCACCUCACCAGACAUCAGAGAACACACACAGGAGAGAAACCAUAUAAAUGUGCCCUUUGCGGGGAAAACUUUUCUCAUAGAUCUAACUUAAUCAGGCACCAGAGAAUUCACACGGGAGAGAAACCCUAUACCUGUCACGAGUGUGGAGACAGUUUCUCUCACAGCUCCAAUCGGAUUCGUCAUCUGAGAACCCAUACAGGAGAAAGACCUUAUAAAUGUUCUGAAUGUGGAGAAAGCUUUUCUCGGAGUUCACGCCUUAUAAGUCAUCAGAGAACUCACACCGGAUAGAAACAAUAGGAUUUCAUUUUGCCCCAGAUAAGGUGGCAUGUUCAGAGGGUCCUGUUGUUGAGAGCUGGUAUUGCUUAUCCAGCCAACCAAAUCAUCUGUGUUUUUAAGGUAAUUACUAUAAAGAGUAACAGGGAUGGCGGGGUGUGAGGGUCAUUGUGAGGCAGCAAAGGAUUUGCAUAAAACUAUAAAGGAAUUAUGUUUGAAAUAGUGAGGAUGGCAAGUCUUUGAGGUGAUGUGCUAAGGGUGAAAUUCUCCGUGAAGUCUGCCCUGUCUCGGUGCACCUGCCCCCUUGGUAUAUUUAUCAAGUUGUGAUUUGGAGGCCUUAACUGUGUCUAGUAUCUUUCCCAGCAACUUUGGGAAUCCAUGUGACUUUCCUUUUCCUGCUUCCUCACUUGGGACAUUCAGCAGGAGCAUUUGAGCUCUUGAGGCCCUUGAGACCAAAGAAGAGGGGCUGAGUCUCCUGGGAAACCAACUGGAGAGCAACCAAAGACUGGUGGUGAGUUGUAGCUCUCCAGAGGCCCUGACAGGGAAGCCACCAGUACACCUCAGUGCUCGACAGGAGGAUGGGUCCAUUGGCAGGCCAUGCAUGUAAAUGGCACUUCAGACAAGAAGGACCCAGAGACCUAAGGACCUAAGGGAAAUAGUAAGAUGGAAUUUUUAGGUCAGCCUAGGAAUUGGCAGAGGACUGGAGUCUGAAUUAGUCUACCCUUUGCAGAGAUCAAGACUUCCACCUCUGUCAGAGAAAGAUAAACAGAGCUCUGGAGUCUUCAGAGUUUCAUGUAAGAUGGGUUCCCUGGGAGACUUUGAAAACGUGGAUCUUAGGAGGAAAAUUAGGGAUCAUGUCUUUUCCCGUUGGAGAUAUGUUUGGAUGGUAAUAAAUAUCUUCAGGAAAUACGAAAGUGUGU